AUGUGGAGCCAGUCUGCAGGAGCCAUUCCACCUUCAUGGAUGGUUUCUCUGAUUUCUUUCACCACCUGAAAUCCUAUGAUUCUUGACAGACAUUCUUGAAUGAAGGAGAAGAGAAUGAGCAACUGGACUGCCAAGAAGUGCAGGAGGAAAUUAAGAACUAUCUCCCUGUUCUGAUGUGAUUCCUUUCUGCUUCUGGGCUGACACCAGCCACUAGGCAAAAUGGCCUCUCAUAAACGCAGCUUUCAGUGCUUUGAUGCCAUUGUGGACAACUACCCUCAGAAACCGUCUUUUCCUAUUGGGCAUCGCUUUGCUACGCCUCAGAAAAGCUCUCAUAACUCGACUCGCUUGGAGCCGCUGGAAGAUCAUGGAUGCUACCUGUGUGCAGACCACCAGCAGGCCAAGCCAUCGACCUCAGAGGCCUCAGGGACUCAGUCUACUCCAUGGUACCAGCCCCAAACCCACCAGCAUCAGCAUUCACUCAGGAGGCCCACAAGACCAGAUGGAGAGCCUGCUGAGGGUGCGACACUUGAACAGCACCACCACCACCACCACCACAGGCACUCCAAGAGAAUUGUGCUUGUGAAGAAUAGUGAUCCAUCCAUUCAGAGGACCAUUGUGCUCCACCGCAGGACUGUGCGCAGCCUUGGAGUCUUUUUGGAUGAUGUAUCUGACCUUAUGCAGUGUCUCAUCAGGAAGCUGUUCACACUGGAAGGCCGCAAGAUUGACAGCAUUCAGAGUCUCCUACAGUGCCCCAGUAUCUUGGUUUGUGUGGGCCGUGAACCUUUCCACCCACUGUUAUUGAACAGCUUCCGGAAAAAUUCUGAUGAUAAACUUCCAAAGCUUGUCUUAAAGUCACGCUCCAGUGCUUGCAAUGAGGAACAAGGAUGUAAAAGUGUCAACUUUGGACUUGAAACCAAGAAAAGCAUCAUCCAUCCAAGAUCACACUCAAAUGACAAGUCAGCCCGACUCAGCAUGUCAUCGGAAAAGUCAUUUCCACAUGUUCUUAACUCUGUUCCGCCAGGUCAAACAGGUUCUUAUUCUCAAACAAGAGAAAGUAUGAUGGAUGAUGACAUUGAAAAGCGAGUACUUGUCAAUAAGGAUGGUAGCUUGUCAAUGGAGAUGAAAGUGCGAUUUCGACUGUUAAAUGAUGAGACACUGCACUGGUCCACAGAGAUUAAGAAGUCAUCAGGCUCAGUUAAUGAAUCCUUCAUGGAAUACAAUGAUGACUACUACCUCCAACACAGCAACAGUGAGAGUUGCUCCGAGGCAGAGUCCCUUUCUGCUGGUGAUGUUGAUAAUGCCAAACUUCACCAAAAGCAUUUGGAGGAACCUCACUGCCAGCACUGUUGUACUUACUGCCAAGAGUAUGAUAUCUGGAAAAAUCCAGUCCCUGGUGAACAAGGACCUGUGCAACACAUCAGAUCAUCUAGUUCGAGCACAUCCUCACACAAAAUUGUAUGCAAAAAGGCAUCAGUUGAUAGCGUGCACACUAUGUCUAGUGAGGAAUAUACAGAGCAAGUAGUAGAAAAGGCAACUUGCAUUCAGCAGACUGUUGGGGAGGAAGGUGAAACCACAGUUGAAUACUGCACCAUCAGUCGUUGCUGCAGUCGCAGUGAAUUAUGUUCAGUGUCUGCAAAGAAGGCUUACACUGAAGAGAAAUAUGAAAAAGGGGAGAGUAGCCAGGUAUUAAUCAACAAUGAGAAAAAAACUGAGGGUGAAUCCUCUGUUCCUCUUAAAGAUGUACAAAAAGAUCAUGCGAGUGUCCAAAUUACCGAGAUUGUCCACGAAGGAGAGAGACCUGUUUCUGUUGAAAGCAAUUCCUCACAAGUUUUGGCAUCCCUAAAAGAGGAUCAGGAUGAAGAGGAAACAGAUCUUCCUCCAAGUUACUCAAGAGCAUCCCAGAGUAAGAAUCAAGAUGAAGAUGAAGAAACCAGAGAUGUGGCUUUAAGCCCACAUUCUGUCACAUCCUGUAAGUCACCUAUAUCUCCAAAACAUCACUUAUCACCUAGGCCACCAAGUAAAGGUUCAGGUUGCUCCGUGAAAUCAAGAUCCAGAAAAUAUCAGAAAUCGAAAGAUGUGGUCGUGCCUGUAGAAAAACAGGCAACUGAAAGCAAUAUAUCAAAUACAAACAAUCAACCAGAGGAGAAUGUCCUAAAUGAAACUGAUAUUCAAGAUGAAGAGAGAGCUCUAAGCUCAACGUCAAUGAUAUCAAAACCAGAUAAUGAUACUGAAGAUAAUACAGCAGGACCUGCAGAGACAAACCAAAAGGAACGAUCAUCAAGUGCCAUGUCCAUUAAAUCAAGUAAAUCCAAUGUUAAUGUUGUAGCUGAAGAAGAACACACUGAUGUCAAAGACAACACUGAGGAGAGAACAACAAGUGCCAUGUCAUCUAAUUCAAACAUCUCUGCAAGAUCAAGACAGUCCAAACUCUCAGAAGUAGCACCAAAUGAAACAAAGGAAGCUGAACUACAGAUAGAACAAAGAAACCAAAGUGCCAUGUCUAACACCUCUACAAAAUCAAGACGAUCAAGAGUUUCAGAAGUGGCAGCUGAUGAAUUUAUUGAGGUAGAAGACGAAAUAGCAGAGAGAGUUCCAAGUGCAAUGUCAACAGUAUCUGUUCGAUCCAAUUCAUCUAGAAUAUCAGAACCAGAGUUCUCUGAUUUGAAAGAAGAGGAUAACCAAAUAGAGGACAGAUCUCCUAGUAAAAUGUCUGUCAAGUGUAAUGUCUCUGCACAUUCAAAGAAAUCUAAUUUUUCAGAAGUAUCUUCUGUAAAACACCAAACGAUGGAGACACAAGAAAGGGUACCAAGCACUACAUCAACCAAGUCCAAUGUAUCAGCAACAUCAAAAAAAUCAAAGAUAUCACAGGGAACAGCUGCAGACACUGUGGAAACAGGUGACAGAGGGUUAGAGGAGCGUGUACCGAGUGCCAUGUCUACUAAAUCAAAUACGUCUGAGAGAUCAAAUAUUUCCAACAUUUCAGAAGCGGUUCCUGCAGUGACUUGUGAAGAUUCAGAGGAACAUUCUAGAACACCAAUCAUUCUUUCAGAGGUGGACUCACAUAACAGUGAAGCAGGAGGAGAGGCGUCAGAGGAACGAGCUCCAAGUGCAAGGUCUAUCAAGUCAAAUGCAUCUGCAAAGUCAAAUAAAUCUAAAGUUUCAUCAAUAGCCCCUGAAGAAGCAGAUGGAAUGGAGGAAGAUUUAGAGAAAAGAGCAUCAAGUGCUAUGUCUUCUAAGUCAGCUGCAUCUUUAAGAUCAGAGAAAUACAAAAAGACAGUCUCAAAGUGUAAAAACACUGAGGAAGAGACAGAGAAACUACAAGACAGACCUCCUAGUGUUCUAUCUUCUAAAUCCCAUGUGUCUGAAAGAUCUAAGAAGUCUAAAAGUUCAAAGACUGCAGCAGAUGAAUCAGCAGACUUUGAAGACAAGUCAGAAGAACGAGCUCCCAGUGCUCUGUCUACAAAAUCAAACACCUCUACAAAAACAAACAAGUCAAGAAUAUCAGAAUGUGUUGCUGAUAUUGCUGAUGAAGAAGCUGCAGAACGAUCUAAAAGUGCAAUGUCCUCUAUAUCUAAUGUUUCUACAAAAUCCAAAAAGUCAAAAAUUUCUGUUUUGACCACUGAAGAAUGUGCAGGAUUAGAGAGUCAAACCGAAGAACGACCCCUAAGCACACUGUCGGUUAAAUCUUACACUUCAGAAAAGUCUACAAAAUCAAAAGUUUCGGAAAUCAUGAACAAUGAUUGUGAUGAUACAGCGGAACGGUCUCCAAGUGCUAUGACAUCAAAAUCCAAUGUCUCUGAAAAAUCAGUGCAAUCUAAGGGCUCAGAAUUAGCACAGGAUGACUCUAAUGAUGCUGACAUAGACGAACAAACAGAGCAACGUGCAUCAAGCGCAAUGUCAGCUAAAUCUAACAUUUCAGGAAGGUCUAAAAAGUCAAACAUUUCUAUUGUUGAAACAAGUGAAACAAGCAUUUUUGCAGAACAGAAAGAUUCAAAUGCUAUGCCUGAAAAAUCAAAUCACUCUGUGACUUCAAAAAACGGAAGUGAUGAAGAGAAGGUGGAGAGAGUGACAAGUGCUUUGUCAACAAAAUCUGAUGUAUCUGUGAAGUCUAACAAAUCAAAAGUGUCAGAUCUUACUUCAGAAAAACCUGAACAUUUAGACAAAGGUGACGGGGAAAGAGCACCAAGUGGUUUGUCUUCUAAAUCCGAUAUUUCAAUAAGAUCUAACAGUUCAAAAGUUUCAACCUGUGAGCCUACAGAUGCGGAACAUCACAUAGAGGAGAGAGGUCAAAGUACAAAAUCAGCUAAAUCAAACACAUUGGUACUAUCUAAGCCAACUGUUUCACAAAAUGCUGCUACAAAACUUGGGAAAACAAAUAAAAGGGAAAAGGUGGGAAAACCCUCAAGUGCAAUGUCUGCCAAAUCCAGUGUUUCUGAAAAAUCCAAAACUGCUGAAGCAAAAACUGAUUCACCAGCAGAGGUAAAUGAGCAUCUUGAAGAGAGACCAGCAAGUGCUGUAUCUGCAAAGUCCAAUACCUCUGUGAAAUCUAAGAAACCAACAGUUUCUGAUGCACAGUGUGAAAAUGUGGAUGCAACAUGUCAUACCGAUGAAAGAUCACACAGUGCAGUGUCAAUAAGAACCAAUGCUUCUGGAAGAUCUAGAAUAUCAAAUGCGUCAGAGGCUCCUGGACAAGACGUUGCUGAUGAAGAUAAGGAAGAAAGGACACUGAGUGCCAUGUCUUGUAAAUCCACUGUUUCAACUACAUCUAACAAAUCAAAGGUUUUAGAUAUAGUGAUUUGUGAGCCUGUAGAGAGAGAGCAUGAUAUAGAAGAGAGAUCUCAAAGCACAACAUCAGCUAAGUCAUAUGUUUCUACAAAAUCCAAGAUUUCAGAAGCUUCAGAAGAAGCACUUCAGAAAACUGAAAACAUAGAUGAAGAAGGAAAAGAGGACAAGGGUGCAAGUGCAACAUCUCCAUGUUCUUUGUCAGCAAGAUCUAAUGUUUCUACAAGAACUAAAAACUCAGAAACCGGGCCUGAAGAUCCUGAGGAAGAGGAUGAAGCAAAGAGCAAAAGAGCUUCAAGUGCAGCAUCACUCAAAUCAAACAUAUCUGCAAAGUCUAAAAUGUCUGAAUCCUCAGAAAUUGUGCCCAAGGAUUCUGCAGAUAUAGAUCAGACUGCAACAAGAACUCCAAGUGUACUGUCAGCAAAAUCAAAUACCUCUAUAAGAUCCAAGACAUCUAGAGGUUCAGGCAUGAGUUUUAAAACAAAAGAUGAGGAAACAGUUGAGAGAUCCCCAAGCGCAAUGUCUGCUAAAUCUAGCAGUUCAGUCACAUCGGGUAGGUCAAAACAGGAAGAGCAUUUAGAGGAAAGAACUCCAAGUAAUCUUUCAAUUAAAUCUGGCACCUCUACCAAACAUGAAAAAUUGAAUAUUUCCAUCCAAACAGACAAUUCUGCAAACAUUGCCUCUGCUUUAUCUGAAGAGACUAAAGAGAAUAUGAAGACAGAAAAAAGAGCACCAAGUCCCAUGUCUCCUAAAUCUAAUGUGUCCUCCAGAUCAUCUAUAUCAAAGAGUCCAGCUUUGGCUGUUGAGCAGACCACUGAAUCUCAAGAUCUGAAUCAGAGCACUGCUAGUGUAACGUCAAAAGGAUCUGUAAAAUCUAAAAAAUCACAAAAUUCACAGAAGACAGUUGAUAAAUCUGCACAAAAAGAGAAUAAUGACAGGAAUCCUAGUGUCCUAUCAAUUCAUUCAAACACUUCUGCAAUAUUUAAAAACGAAAAUGAAGAUGAGCUGCAUGUAGAAAGAUCAGUAAGUCCUGCAUCUGCCAAAUCUAACUCUUCUGCAAAGUGUAAAAAAUCUGGAGCAUCAAUGAUUCAGGCUGGGGGUGGUAUUCAGAUAGAGGAAGAGUUCAAUCGAGCUACAAGUGAGCUCUCGGCUAAGUCAAGUAUCUCCACAAAGUCAAAAAAGUUCAAAGUUGAAGAAGAGAAGGAAAAUGGUAGUAACCCUGAAAGGGCAGAAAUUGGUGACAAGAGAGUGAAAAGUGCUUUGUCAGACCAUUCGAAGGCACCAAGCUCUGUUAAAUGCGUCUGUGAUGGCUCAAAUAAACCACAGCCUCCAACAGAAACAUCUACAAAUGAAGCUGACAAUGAGGAGAGGUCUGCCAGUGCUUUGUCUAAAAAAUCUGCAAAGUCUAAAACCAGUUCAGUCGGCAGCAAUUCUGAAAUAGAUUUAACUCCAGCAAGUGCUUCUGUUUCUAUUGGGAUUGUAGAAGAAUAUGAUGCUGAUAAUACUGAAGAGGAACAUAGUGUGUCAGUGGUUUCAAUGACCUCUGUUCCACCUGUGAAAUCAGAAAGUGAUGAUUGUUGCAAGGGCUCCUCAAAAAUGAUAGAUGUCGCAAGUCGGCUAAAACCAGAUGAGAGACCUCAAAGUUCAGUGUCAGCAGGGACAAAUGUCUCAAACAAAUCCAAGAAGUCUAAAUGCACUCAUAGCAACUCUGCCCAACCAAUAUCAGAUACUGAAUGUGGUAUUGAUGAUGAGGUGACAAGCAAUACAUCUGCAACAAAGAACGAUAUGGAAAGUAAAUCUGAUACCAGCAUUAACACUAAUAGUUCAGUGGAGCAGAAAUACUCAACUAAAGAGGAACGGUCAUCCAGUAAAGUCUCCAGUGCUUCUCACUCCAAAGAUAUAAAAUCCUCAUCAGUGUCUGACAGACCAAAAAGCAAUAUGUCCAAUGCAUCAUCUCAUUUGGAAGUAAAAGGACAAAAGAGUAAGAGUAAUUCUAAAAGUAAAAAUGCAAAUAUACAAGCAAAAAGAACAAAUAAUUCAAGCAACAGACCCACUAAAGAAGAUGAGAAAGAGCCAUCAAGGCCUCGAUCAGCAGACCUGUGUGCAACCUCAGAGAACCGACUCAGUCCCAGUCCUCUGAAAUCUCCAAACAGAUCAAAAAAGCCUGUCAUUCUCCUAGGAGGAUCUAAUGAUAGCGUGUUGUCUCAGUCUGUUUCAGCUCCAGAUCUAUUAAAUGAAAAUUCCAACAAUUUGAAUACAGCAGAUGUAUCUGGCAGGACAAAUAUAUCUGAUAGGACCUGUAAUGGCCCACUGGAUGUUACUGAUUAUGGUAGGGAUGUCAGUGACAAAACAAGUGAAAAAAGCAGUAAAUGCAGAAACAGAAAAGGCAGCAGCUCUUCACAACAGAAGGUAAAUGAUGAGAUCUCUGAGUUAGCCCCAUCUAACUUACCCAAUACUUCUCCAACUGAGGUAGUGAAUGAAUGGCUGAAUAAAAUUCCACUGGACAGUGCUUUAUAUGAGGUUGGGGAUGAAUUCAAUGAAAAUUGUAAAGAACUAGAGACAAUAAACAGAUUAGGAGAGCCGACACAAAAUGAAAAAGAGAAUGAAAGUGAAGGAGAUGUUGACGUGGCAGUGCAUGAGCCUCAAAUUGAAAAAGAAGCUCAAAUGGCAACUGAAGAAAUGGAUAAUAAUGACAAAGAAGAGGUGAAAAACAUGACUGACAAAGACCUGAAAAAGAACCAAUCUUGUCCUGAAAAUGAUGAAGUCCCAAAAAGUUUUCAUUCUUCUGUCCAGGUUAUGAGAAUUUUACUGAGUCCCAAACUUGACAGAUGCAACAGUUUACCAGAGGUUUCUACUGUAUAUGGACAAAAACUCAGCACCUCAGCAAGAGGACUUUUAGACUGCCUCGUAAAUCUCCAGUUAAUUCAUUUCGAUCCCAAUGAUGUAAAUGGUAAAGCUGAAAAAUACAAGGACCUCAUGAACAUGCUCCAGACCCUUUGGCUCUGUGACCCAUCGGACAGGGUGACAGUGACGCAGAAAAGUAAAUCCAGUGAGCAGCAAUCUGUGGAUGAUGAACUAAAGGCCAAGUCAUCCUCAGGAGUAGACGUAAGCAGCGGCUCAACUGGCUCUGGGAAAAGCAGUGUAAAUGAUAGCACCCAGGCUCAGAAAUCCCAAACCAAUACAGAAGGUGAGGGCCCUGAGACACUGACAAAGGUACAAGAGGUUGAUGAAAUAGAAACAGAAAUGGCUUUAGAGGUGGUAGAAACAAAAUCUGAUCCAGCAACCCCAGACAUUGCAAGUCGAGUCCAGUGGACCCCUGAGACUGAGGGUACUGUGGAAGAAAGAAUUGAAGAUAAUAACAUUCCAGCCUCAGAUGAUACAAUAAGGAGCAAUGAUAGUCCACGAGAGCCACUUGAAACUCCCCUUUCAUCAAACAAGAGUGCUGGAAAUGAGCAUCAAGAAGAAACAAGUUCAGGCACUCCUCCAUCAGUGCAGAGAGCUCCAUUAACAAAAAGAAUUUCUCAAGAUCCUGAUCCUGUCUGGGUGUUAAAUCUGCUGAAUAAACUAGAAAAGCAGUUCAUGACACAUUAUGUCAAUGCAAUGGCUGAAUUCAAAGUACGCUGGAACUUAGAUGACAAUGAACAGCUCGAUGGCAUGAUAUGUGAAUUAAGGGACGAAGUCCAUAAGAGGAUACAAUCAAGCAUAGACAGAGAACUCAGGAAAAUUCAGGGUCGUGCAGGAAAACCUAAACCACCAAAAGAAGCCAUGUCACGUGAGUCAACUAUUCAAACAGAACAAAGGCGCAGACGUCUGAAAGUAAUGCUCAACCAGUCCAUAGAUCCAGCAGCCAAAAGUGAUGAUGAUUAUACAGCGACAGGGACUGAUUUUAGUGAUCAACGCAGUGAUGAUGAAUACUGCCCAUGUGACACAUGCAUGAAAAAGAAAAUGGGAUCAAAGCCUGUGUUACCUGUGGAGGUUUUAAAUUCUGCUCCAGCAAUGAUGGAAUUUGAUUUAAGAAAAAUUCUGCAGCUGAAAAGAGAACCUCCCACAUGUAACAAAGAACAUAUUACUGAAGAGACUGGAAAUGAUGAGCUAAACAAAGAAGCUGAAGGUCUGCCUGAAAAUGUGAUCACUGAUUGUGCAGAGUCAUAUGAAGUAGUGGACACUGAAACUAAAAAAAUAGACAUAAAUGAAGAAGCAACUGAAUGUGAAAUAGAAAUUGAUAAAUGUACAAUUGAAGCAGAAACUUCAGAAGAAGAGGAAAUCACUGAAGGGGGAUCAGAAGGUGAGGAAACAGUAGAGGCUGAUGAAGCUGAAGUAGCAGAGGAUGUAGAGGAAGUUGAUGAAUUGACAAAAGGAAAAGAGUCUGAAGAAGGUGAAGCAGAGGGAGAAGAGACUGAAGAAGCAGACAAAGUUGAAAUAGGAGAAGAUGAGACUUCAGAACCAAAAAGUGCUGAAUUUCAACCUACAAAAGAAAGUGAAACACUUGAUCAGAUAACAGAUGAGCAUACAGAUGAUGAAACUUUGGAGAAAAAUGAGACACCUGAAGGAGAUUUGGCAGCAGAACAUGAUGGGGAAACAGCAGUUGAAAUCGAUACUGUAGAAACUAUCAAUGCUGAAACAGCAGAUGAUGAAGAGGAAGCUGAGUAUGAAGCGGCAGAGGAAAAAGAGUUUCUGAAAGAAGGAUUAGGGGAAGAAGAGGACACUGUAGAGCCAAAGAAACAGGAUAUUACACAUUGUGAAGAAACAGAUGGAGAUGAGUCAGUUGAAGGAAAAGAAACCACUAAGGAGGAAACAACAGGAGAGGAAACAGUUGAGGGUGGAAUAGUGGAUGAGGAAAAGAUUAGUGAAACUGCAGAAGACAGAGAAGCAACUGAUGAUGAGUUCACAGAAAUAGCAAAAGAUGGAGAGACAGUUAAUGAUGGAGAGACAAAUAAAUUAGAAACAGCAGAAGAAGAAGAAAUGGCUGAUGAAACAGCAGAAGACACACAGACAGAUAAAGCUGAAACAGCAGAAGAGGAAGAAGACAGUCUUUUUGAGGAGACAGCUGAAGUUAAAACACAAGAAGAUGGAGAGACAACUAAUGAUGAAACAGCAGAAGGUGAAGAGGCACCUAAAGCUGAAAUAGCAGAAAACGGAGAGACCAAUAACAUGACAGUAGACAGUGAGACUGCUGAUGAUGGAACAAGUAUGGAUGAAGAGACAGCUAAUAAUGAAACAGCAGAAGAUGAUGAAGAAGCUGAAGUAAGAAGAGUAGAGGAUGGAGAGACAACAGAUGAAGAAACACCCAAAGAUGGAGAGACACCUGAUGGAGAAGUAGCUGAAGAGGAAAAAGCAGAAGAUGGGGAGGAAACACCAGAAGAUGAUGAGACAGAUGAUGAUGAAACAGCACAGGAUGGAAAGACUUCUAAAGCUGAUAUUGCAGAAGAUGAAGAGAGGGCUGAUGAAACAGGAGGAGAUGAAAAGAAUGAUAAUAAUGAAACCGAAGAGGAUGAAGAGACAGCAGAAGAUGGAGAAAUCACAGAUGAUGGAAUAGUAGACAAAGAGACAGGCGAUGAUGAAGCAGCAGAAAAUGAAGACACAAGUGAAGCUAAAACAGCAGACAAUAGAGACACAGUUGAUGAAGGAACAGUUGAAGAUGAAGAGGCUUCAGGAGCUGAAAUUGGAGAGGAUGGAGAGACAGCAGAAAAUGGAGAAGCAGCUGAUGAGGGAACAGCGGAUGACGAGACAGGUCAUGAAGAAGCAGAAGACGAAGAAAUGGGUGGCAAUCAAAUGGCAGAGGAAGAAAGAAAUGAAGCUGAAACCUCCAAAGAUGUAGAAACGGCUCAUGAUGGAAAAGCAGAAGAUGGAGAGACAGCUGUUGACGGAACAGUAGAAGAUGGAGAGACAGCUGAUGAUACAACAGGAGAAGAUGGAGAGACAACUGAUGAUGCAAUAGGAGAAGAUGGAGAGACAGCUGAUGAUGCAACAGGAGAAGAUGGAGAGACAGCUGAUAAUGGAACAGAAGAAGAUGGAGGUGUAGCUGAUGAAGAAACAGCAGAAGAUGGAGAGACAGCUGAUGAUGGAACAGCAGAAGAUGAAGAGCCAGCUGAUGACGAAACAGUAGAAGGUGGGGAGACAGCUGAUGAUGCAACAGGAGAAGAUGGAGGGGCAGCUGAUGAUGGAACAGGAGAAGAUGGAGGGGCAGCUGAUGAUGCAACAGGAGAAGAUGGAGAGACAGCUGAUAAUGGAACAGGAGAAGAUGGAGAGACAGCUGAUGAUGCAACAGGAGAAAAUGGAGAGACAGCUGAUGAUGCAACAGGAGAAGAUGGAGAGACAGCUGAUGAUGCAACAGGAGAAGAUGGAGAGACAGCUGAUGAUGCAACAGGAGAAAAUGGAGAGACAGCUGAUGAUGCAACAGGAGAAGAUGGAGGGGCAGCUGAUGAUGCAACAGGAGAAGAUGGAGGGGCAGCUGAUAAUGGAACAGGAGAAGAUGGAGAGACAGCUGAUGAUGCAACAGGAGAAAAUGGAGAGACAGCUGAUGAUGCAACAGGAGAAGAUGGAGAGACAGCUGAUGAUGCAACAGGAGAAGAUGGAGAGACAGCUGAUGAUGCAACAGGAGAAGAUGGAGAGACAGCUGAUGAUGCAACAGGAGAAAAUGGAGAGACAGCUGAUGAUGCAACAGGAGAAGAUGGAGGGACAGCUGAUGAUGCAACAGAAGAAGAUGGAGGGGCAGCUGAUGAUGCAACAGGAGAAGAUGGAGAAACAGCUGAUGAAGCAACAGGAGAAGAUGGAGGGACAGCUGAUGAUGCAACAGAAGAAGAUGGAGGGGCAGCUGAUGACGCAACAGGAGAAGAUGGAGAGACAGCUGAUGAUGCAACAGGAGAAGAUGGAGAGAGCGCUGAUGAUGCAACAGGAGAAGAUGGAGGGGCAGCUGAUGAUCCUACAGGAGAGGAUGGAGGGGCAGUUGAUGAUGGAACAGGAGAAGAUGGAGAGACAGCUGAUGAUGCAACAGGAGAAGAUGGAGGGGCAGCUGAUGAUGGAACAGGAGAAGAUGGAGGAGCAGCUGAUGAUGCAACAGGAGAAAAUGGAGAGAUAGCUGAUGAUGCAACAGGAGAAGAUGGAGAGACAGCUGAUGAUGCAACAGGAGAAGAUGGAGGAACAGCUGAUGAUGGAAUAGCAGAAGAUGGAGGGGCAGCUGAUGAAGGAACAGCAGAAGAUGAAGAGACAGCUGAUGACAAAACAGUAGAAGGUGGGGAGACAGCUGAUGACGGAACAGCAGAAGAUGGAGAGACAGCUAAUGAUGGAACAACAGAAGAUGGAGAGACAGCUGAUGAUGGAACAACAGAAGAUAGAGGGGCAGCUGAUGAUGGAACAGCAGGAGAUGGAGAGACAGCUGAUGAUGGAACAGCAGAAGAUGGAGGGACAGCUGAUGAUGGAACAACAGAAGAUGGAGAGACAGCUGAUGAUGGAACAGCAGAAGAUGGAGAGACAGCUGAUGAUGGAACAGCAGAAGAUGAAGAGACAGCUGAUGAAGGAACAGCCACACAUGAUAAGACUUCUGAAGAUGAAACAGCAGAAGAUGGAGAAAUAGCUAAAACAGAAACACAAACAUAUGAAGAGACAGCUGAUAAUGAAAGUGUAGAAAAUGAAAAAAAAGCUGGUGACAUGGAGGGAACAGACAAUGGAGAAAUGGAUAAAAGUGACACUUCUGAAGGAGAGGAAGACGCAAGAAAGGAGGCUGGGAUAGCAGGUAAGGAUCAACAUCAAACAGAUGAUCCUGUUGUUAAUUCUAGUAUUGAAAAUACUGAUGUUCAUGAUGAAGUAACUGAAUUAAAAGCAGAUGAUGAAGCUGAUGAUGAUGCACCACUUAAAAAUGAAGGUGAUGUUGUUGUACACAGCAUUGAUGAACAAGCAAGCAUUGAAGAAAGUAAAGAAGAGCACACAGAUAACACAAAAGCAGAAGAAAGCUCAGAGUUGAUGAGUGAUAGUCAAGACAAGGAGCACUCAGGGACAUCAGAAAAAGAUGAUAUGAGAGAUUAUUUAAAUGGCCAUUUAGUAAAUGUUGGUGAAUCUGCUGAAGGAGGAGAUGAAGCUGAGGAUGAAACUGAACCAGAUGUCGAUACAGAUGAAGAAAAGGAAGAAGUGAAGAUGACUGCUGUGCAUCCUCCAGUUUGGUCAGUGCAGGAAGAUGACCAAACUGAUGAAACAACAAUGGCAUCAUUUGAUGCUAUAGUCAAAAUAUCCACAGUCUCUGAAGAUGGAGCUGAGGCUGAUGUUGAAGAUUCAGAAACAGAUGGUCAUUAUAAGUAUGACACUGCUGAAAAUGAUGAUGAAGAUGAUUCUGUCACUAUAGAGAGGAAGCAAGCUAUUGCACACAGUCCAGUGGAAAAGAAAGAGACUGAAAGUCAUGCAAAACUAUCAGAUAUUGCAGAGGAUGCUGCUGAAGAUGAGGAGAAUGAGGAAACAUCAAAACAAGAAGGACUAAUAAAACAUACUGACUGUGGGGAGGAAUCAGCUGAUAAUGGCUUGGCACGGCAAAUGACUAAGUCAUCCAUAGAAUCACAGCCUGGCUCUAUGGAAGAAGUUUUGGAUGAGGAGACGAGAAGCAAGGAAAGUUCAGAUCACCUCACUGUGAAAGGCAACUGUAUGUAUCCCACUAUUACCUCAGAGGAAGACAGCAAAGAAACACAAGAAAAAAGUUAUAGAGAGUCUGUAGAGUUAGAUAGGCACACUGCCACCACUAAGAAAGCUGCUAAAAAAUCAAACAAACUGAAAGGCAUUGAAUAACUUUUUUUAUUAACAGUGGUAAAUGCUGGUUUUAGUUACAAAAGACCGUAUACUCUGUAUUAUGCACUUUAUAUUUAUUAAUAUUAUUGCAAUGGUAUAUGCAGUUCUGCACAGCACAACCUAUGUUGUUAAAGGGAAUAACUGAAACUUGAAAACACUUUUGUGAAAUAAAACAAAAUUUUUUCCUUGUUAAAUAACAAAUAGAUAACACACAGUUUUUUUUUGUACUGAGAUGCAGGAAGUUAUUCUCAAUAUAUUAUACUGUACUGGAGCCUUAGCCUUUGUAUACUGUUUAGACAAUGGGAGGAUA
Messenger RNA from Pygocentrus nattereri (red-bellied piranha), 13861 nucleotides. Its product is annotated as RP1 like 1. Gene Ontology annotation, cellular component: axoneme. The transcript has 4 exons. Bases 220 to 13551 code for a protein of 4443 amino acids. NCBI's taxonomy places the organism in Eukaryota, Metazoa, Chordata, Actinopteri, Characiformes, Serrasalmidae. Gene Ontology annotation, biological process: intracellular signal transduction; photoreceptor cell development; axoneme assembly. The record is from RefSeq and is a predicted model, not a curated record.